This is a messenger RNA of Nicrophorus vespilloides, 1318 nucleotides long. It is a transcript of the gene Rpn7, whose product is annotated as 26S proteasome non-ATPase regulatory subunit 6. Gene Ontology annotation, molecular function: protein binding. Gene Ontology annotation, cellular component: proteasome regulatory particle. Lineage: Eukaryota; Metazoa; Arthropoda; Insecta; Coleoptera; Silphidae. The record is from RefSeq and is a predicted model, not a curated record. Gene Ontology annotation, biological process: proteasome-mediated ubiquitin-dependent protein catabolic process. Bases 104 to 1273 code for a protein of 389 amino acids. The transcript has 2 exons.
CUUACUUGACAUUCUUUUGACAGUCUGACAGUGCAGUUUAUGUUGUUUUGGUGCGAGUCCCCGAAGUUUUAGUUUUCUGAGAAAAUUAUAAGCAGAAGUUGAAAUGCCUUUGGAGAAUUUGGAAGACCAAGGUCUGGAGAAGAACCCCAACUUGGAGUUGGCACAAUGCCUCUUCUUGCUGAGCCUCCCUGAUUUCAAGAACAACCGCAACAUACAUCAGACAAUUUCUGAUGCUAUUAAAAAGGAUGAAAUGGCCCCAUGGUAUGAGAUUGUGUGUCGUGAAGCGGGAUGGAAACUGGAUUCAGCCUACUUGAAACAAAUGCAGGAAAAGAACACAGUAACUGUCAAAAAAUUGGAUGAGACUAUUGAAGAUGCAGAGAAGAAUCUGGGUGAGAUGGAGGUGCGUGAGGCGUAUCUGCGGAAGGCUGAAUUCUACAGUAGAAUUGGAGACAAGGAUAAUGCAAUCACCACCUUCCGUCAGGCUUACGAUAAGACAGUAUCCCUGGGUCAUAGAUUGGAUAUCAUAUUUCACAUGAUCCGUAUUGGGUUGUUCUUCAUGGACCAUGACAUUAUUACAAGAAAUAUUGACAAAGCUAAAAUCCUGAUUGAGGAGGGAGGAGAUUGGGAUCGUAGGAACAGAUUAAAAGUAUAUCAGGGUGUUUACAGCAUGUCCAUCAGGGACUUCAAGACUGCUGCCACCAUGUUCUUGGAUACAAUCAGCACAUUCACGUCCUAUGAGCUCAUGGAUUACAAGACCUUCGUCCGUUACACAGUUUACGUGUCUGUAAUCAGUCUGCCGAGGAACCAAUUGAGGGAUAAGGUUGUUAAAGGAUCGGAGAUUCUGGAAGUGCUGCAUUCUGAGGCUUUCGUUAAAGAUUACUUGUUCUCUUUGUACAAUUGCCAAUACGCGGACUUCUUCACUAAUCUUGCUGAAGUCGAGGAGGUCCUUCGCAAGGAUUACCUGCUUCAUCCGCAUUACAGAUUCUACGUGCGCGAGAUGCGCAUCCUUGCGUACACACAGCUACUGGAAUCUUAUAGGUCUUUAACACUGCAGUACAUGGCUGAAGCUUUCGGUGUCAGCAAGGAAUUCAUCGAUCAAGAACUAUCGACUUUCAUCGCCUCUGGUAGGCUGCACUGUAAAAUCGAUCGAGUCUACGGAAUCGUCGAAACCAACAGACCCGACCUGAAGAACGCACAAUUCAACUCUGUCAUAAAGCAAGGAGAUUUACUGUUGAAUCGCGUUCAGAAAUUAUCUAGAGUUAUUAAUAUUUAAAGUAUUUUUUAACAUGUAUUUCUCAAAUAAAAAUUGUGAAUUAUA